AUGGGUCUCUUCAGGAGAAGUCACGACAAAGAGCGGAAGCUCAAGUCAUCGCACGAGGACAAUAAGCCAGUUCCGUCAGCGUCAGUGUCCAAUGGAGAAAGCUCACACAGCCGCAAUGUAGCAGAAUACUCAACCGAGCGACCAAAUGGAGGUUCCAACCACGCGCCGGACGUCGCCAGAUCUGAAAAAGCCGAGGCAAGUCCUCAUGAUUCUGGAAUACACAGUGAGCUAGGCCGCGAGCGAGGAUACCUACUCCGAGACUCCUCUCAACCCGUCGACUUGACCGGAAUCGUCGACCUCUCCCACACCGAAGACACCGGCGUAUCGAUCACCUACGCCCCAGAAGUCACCCACGAGACACGAUACAUCAGCACCGAAGAAGUCAUCCAAGAAGUCAUAACCCGCGAAAUCCACAACCACGACAUUUACCACCGCGUCCUCCCAAUUCUCGAUUAUGAAGUCCUACCACCCAGACAUUUCAUCCCGGGAGAAGUCGGAGAAGAUGGAGGGACAGCAGGCUUGAUAGAAAUUUCAGCAGAUCAAAUCCCAAUCAGCACAAGAGGUUUGGAUAUUCAAGCAGCGAUCGCCAACGCCAUGUCGAAUAUGAUGCCUAGAGUGCAACAUCCAGUUCCCGCGAGACAGUUCACGGCGAGAAAGUUUGAGGGUACGGAGGGGGAUUACAAAGAAUCCAUCACCUCGGAAGGAUUCAAGCGAACGGAAACAUGGUGGGUGCAUCCCCCUACUUUGGAGACAGACCCCGAGAGGACUGGACCGACGCUUCCAUUUCAUUUACAUUCCGAAACGAGAGAUUUGGAUGGUUUUCGAGAUGGCGUGCUGGAUCGAUCGAGUGAUCCCAGGCAGUAUCAGAUCCUUCAUAGUGAUGAUCCUAGUAGAGCGGGUGUGAUGAAGAUGAGAUUUCCCCCUCCGAGAGGGGCUUCGUUGGGGAAAACUUCCGUUGCCGGAGUCGCUGCUACUACGGCGGCGGCGGAGCCGGUGGUUUUGCCUGUGAGGUUGGUGGGCAGGGCAAGCGAGGGAGGGAACAAGAAGGGGGACGGAAAGAAGGGGGAUGGGGUGGUUGGUGUUGCUAUGUAA
Messenger RNA from Ramularia collo-cygni, 1092 nucleotides. RefSeq lists its product as uncharacterized. The transcript has a single exon. The record is from RefSeq and is a predicted model, not a curated record. Bases 1 to 1092 code for a protein of 363 amino acids. Lineage: Eukaryota; Fungi; Ascomycota; Dothideomycetes; Mycosphaerellales; Mycosphaerellaceae.